GGGGCGCCACUCAAAUCAAAACUUUUCCCCGUGAGGGAGGACCAGGAUAAACAUCAGCGCACCUCCUGAAUUAACGUUAGUUGUUGCGUUUCUGUUUUAAAUUCGGAUUGAAAUAAAGCGCAGUUCGCGUGGGAAUACUGAACAGACCGGUCUUUAUCUGGAUCAGAUGUUUAAAAGUGCUCCAGCUGAAGCUGACGUCGUUUAGAUCACACACUGUGGAUUUGUUGCCAUACAGGUUUGGCGAGAGUCAGCUGCAGCCGCGGCAGCAGGACUGUGACUCAGAGAGAGAGAGAAGAGGAAAACUAUCACUCGCGGACACUUUUUACACUGAAUUUACUCUAUUAAACGCCGCCUAUUUGUCACAGAGCUGAAUAAUCUACUAUAUUUGAUAGCUGCGUUUGUUGUCAUGUUGUAAAGCUAGCUUUAUUGCUUCAGAUUUUACUCUAAACGCCGCACGGGAAUCUCUUAUUCUCUCUAGAUAUAUUCAUUAUAGACGGGAAAGUGUGUCAGCCGGAGAAACAGAAAGUCCAGCUUAUAAACUAGCUUGGAGUCUCUUUUUUACUCAUGUCGGAUCAGAGUUCGUCCUUAUCUAGUUCUGAAGAAGAUGUGGACACUGAAUCGGAGCAGAUGUAUGAGCUUGGCGGGACCCUCAGCAAGUGGACCAACUACAUCCACGGGUGGCAGGACCGCUGGGUAGUGCUGAAGAACAACACCCUGAGCUACUACAAGUCCCAAGAUGAGAGGGAGUACGGAUGCAGAGGUUCACUGUGUCUCAGCAAGGCUGUCUUCACACCUCACGAGUUUGACGUGUGUCGCUUUGACGUCAGCAUGAAUGACAGUGUUUGGUACCUGAGGGCUGAAAAUCCUGACCUCCGACAGCAAUGGAUUGAAACAAUUGAGCUUCACAAGGCUGAAUCAGGUUACGGUUCAGAGAGCAGUCUGAGGCAUCAUGGCUCCAUGGUGUCACUCACCUCUGCAGCCAGCGGCCUUUCAACCACCUCCACAUCAUCCUUCAGGAAAGACCACAGUCUGCGGGAGAAGCUGGCGGAGAUGGAGACAUUUCGGGACAUUCUGUGCAGACAGGUCAAUACACUGCAGAAGUACUUCGACAACUGCGCAAGUGGAGACUACAGAGAUGAAUACCACAGGGACAGAGUAGUGGAGGAUGAUGAGGACGAUUUCCCCACUGUACGACCGGACGGAGAUUGUUUGCUCAACAACAACAGCAGCAAAGAGAAGUUAUUCCCAUCAUCUAGUCCCAGAGGACCAACUGGUAUUGAUUUCAAAGGCGAGGCCAUCACGUUUAAAGCCACCACUGCAGGAAUCCUCUCAACGCUGUCCCACUGCAUUGAGAUCAUGGUCAAACGGGAAGAGAGGUGGCAGAGGCGACUGGAUAAAGAAAUGGAAAGGAGAAGAAAAGCUGAAGAUGCCUAUAAAUCAGCCUUAACCGAACUGAAGAAAAAGUCACACUAUGGAGGACCAGAUUAUGAGGAGGGUCCCAACAGUCUCAUCAAUGAAGAUGAGUUCUUUGAUGCUGUUGAAGCAGCUCUUGACAAACAAGACAAGAUCGAGGAGCAGUCUGAGAAAUGCAGGACCCCUCGUCCAAUCACCCUCAGCCCGGAUACCUACUGCUCCCUCAGUGCUCACAGAUACUCCACAAAGCCUCACAGCCACGCUUCCUCCCUGUCCUCUCUCGACCUCGUCAGUGCCUCCGAAGAUGUGCACAGAUUCAGUGCUCAGGUGGAGGAGAUGGUGCAGAGCCACAUGACCUACUCCUUGCAGGAUGUGGGUGGAGAUGCUAACUGGCAGCUUAUCACCGAGGAGGGAGAGAUGAAGGUAUACAGGAGAGAGGUGGAGGAGAAUGGUGUGGUCCUGGACCCCCUAAAAGCCACACAUGCUGUUAAAGGGGUUACAGGUCAUGAGGUCUGUCACUACUUUUGGGACACAGCUUUCCGGAACGACUGGGAAACAACUGUGGAACACUUCACUGUGGUUGAGGCGUUAUCAGACCAGGCAGUGAUUAUUUACCAGACUCAUAAGAGGGUGUGGCCUGCUUCACAAAGAGACGUCCUGUAUCUGUCAGUCAUGCGUAAAAUACUCUCCACCAAUGAGAAUGAACCUGACACGUGGAUGGUGUGCAACUUCUCUGUAGACCAUGACAGUUAUGCACCCUCAAGUAGAUGCAUCCGUGCAAAAAUCAAUGUGGCUAUGAUCUGUCAGACACUAGUCAGCCCACCAGAGGGCAACAAAGAGAUCAGCAGAGACAAUAUUCUCUGUAAAAUAACAUAUGUAGCCAAUGUGAAUCCAGGUGGAUGGGCUCCAGCAUCGGUCUUGAGAGCAGUGGCCAAGAGAGAAUAUCCUAAAUUCUUGAAGCGUUUUACUUCAUAUGUUCAGGAGAAGACCAGCGACAAUGCCAUACUCUUUUAAAACAGGUUGUCUCCACCGUGGCAUCUGCUGACCUCCGUUAAACACAUCCAUAUAAGAGGCCUUAUCCUUUCCUCAAGAGCCUAAAUCAAAAGGCUGAGGUGAACACUCUGCCCUGAAGACUGUUAGCGGAGAUGGUACAAUACCUUUUCACCCAAUACUCCUAUAAAAUACAGUGUUCAGCUCAGGCGUAUAUAUUAGAGAUAUGCUCAACCACAGAGACCAAACAGGCCUAAGAUAGGUAAUUGACUUGCUUACUGUGUGGAGAAUCGACGAGCCUGAGAUGAGCCUGCGACGAUUACACCACCUAGAGGGAGGUUAAAGGGCUCUCGAACAAAUAACCACAGCAGGCUGUAUCUUCUGAAAGAUUAUGGGAUGUACAGUUUAGACUCCUUAUUCGUGUUUAAGUUGGAUGCAGGUUGAUUGGCUGUUAUUUAGUGAAGUGUAAGUAAGUUUACUUCUGGUUUUGUACAUAUUUUGUAUCCGUUUUACUUGCACAUUGUUAAGCUGUUGUACUUAUGGAAAUGAAACACUAUAAAAACUUGAAUGCCUUCAAUGAAAAGCCUUCUCAGUUCUAGCUGAGCUUUCUUCCUGGCCUUGUUGUUUUUUUGUUUUUUUUUUACCUCAGUGUGAUGUGAUUACUCUGCUUCGAUGAAGGGAGAAGGUAAAAAGCUUUAAAAUACAAAAUCAGAAUCCUUGUAUUCUGUGUCGUACAGUUUUGUGUUCAUAGUGAUAUAGUGUUCAAAUCUGAAGUAAAGAAAAUGAAUGUAUCGUCGCUGUCACAAAAAAACCUUCUGUUGUGUCUCAAAAAAAUGUCUUUGAAAAUUAAUUCAUAAACAAUUAAAGAGAUUCAACACUUUACAUCAACAAGGUGGAGCAGCUGUAGGUAGAAGAGCAUCUAAUAGAGUGAUAGACAGUGAGUGACACAUUGUUUAAAAACUCCAGCAGCCCUGCUGCAGUAUCUGAUCUAUUCAAACCAGCAUAACACAUAGUAACACUAACACAACACCACCAUGCCAGAAAACUGUAGUGAUAUUGCAUUAUGAAUGCAUUUAGAAUGCUUUAUUUGGCAUACAUAAUACCUUUAUAAUGAUUGUUACUCAUACCUACUUAUAACCACUUGUGAGUUAUACUUAUAUGGAAUAUUAUAUUAGCUUAUAGUUAUUUACAGUGUAUUAUAAUGUGCAUUUUUAAAUAUUAAUAGCUAUGUUUACAAUGCCUUAUGAAAGCAUUAUAAUGUGUUAUAAAUAUUUUCAUAUAGUUAAGAUAUGACUUUCAUUAAAAAGUAGUGCCAUUUUUUUUAUCUUCAUAUUUUGGAGAUGGUAGGUUUUUUCAUGACAAUGACGAUAUAAAAUCUCGGAUUAAUAAAAUGGGUUGCCAGAUAUUGGCUCUAUAUUAAGUGGUAGUAAAAGUUUAAUAAAGUUGCCCAAUUUUAGAUCUGAAUUUGCCUUUGUUUUGGUUGACCACAACCCUAAACAUAAUUUGCCUGCUGUGCCGUAGUGCUUUAGCAGAAUUGUCAUUUUUAGUAUAAUUUUAUGGUAGAUGUAAUACCAUAUUCAUAUCCUUUAUGAAUUAUUUGAAUACUAGAUGUUUGUCGCAGUGUGUUCACAUGUUCUGAGUUCUCAAUUUUGAGUUCAUCACAUAAUUAUACCGCUUUAUUCUGUUUAACCACACAGAAGACUGAUAUUUGCACUAAUUCCAUUGCUUUACAAUGUUUGGAUUACACGUGUUUCCUAUCUGUGAAAGGGUUUUGAAGAUCAGCACUUUUAAUGGUACUUUUUUUAUCUCACAGCUUGAUGUUAUGGUUUCUGUUAACUUGUAACCCUGAGAUUUCAGUAUGCUGUUUUUUGAGACUGUCAUCUGUAAAUAUGCAGUAAACAAUUGUUCUGUU
This is a messenger RNA of Astyanax mexicanus (Mexican tetra), 4315 nucleotides long. It is a transcript of the gene cert1a, whose product is annotated as ceramide transporter 1a. Lineage: Eukaryota; Metazoa; Chordata; Actinopteri; Characiformes; Acestrorhamphidae. The record is from RefSeq and is a predicted model, not a curated record. Gene Ontology annotation, cellular component: Golgi apparatus. The transcript is spliced from 18 exons. Gene Ontology annotation, biological process: ER to Golgi ceramide transport. Bases 565 to 2427 code for a protein of 620 amino acids. Gene Ontology annotation, molecular function: phosphatidylinositol-4-phosphate binding.